CCCCCCCCCCCCCCCCCUUGGUCAACUUUGUACCAACUUACUCCGGAACCCGUGAGAGAAAAGUCAUGCGUUUUCUGGAUUGGAAUUAGACAUCGACCCCGGGGCUUUGGAAAAAGAAAAAGGAAGCAUGUCCUCCCCCGGAGACCCGAGAGACGAGGUAUCAACGGACGAGGACGCGCGCGCGGCGCAGGUGCGCUGCCUGCCCUUCAGCGUGGACGCGCUCAUGUCGGACACCAAGCCGAGCGGCUUGAACGGAGAACAGGCGCGCGGGCCGGACGGCUCCUCUCAUCGAUUAGUAUCUAUUAUGAAAUCAGAGCCAUCGGAACCCCGGAUGUCCGGCCCCGUUAAGAUGUCUGCACCACCGAGGCAGCUCAGCCCGGCGGCCUGCUCCUUGAGGAAGCACAAGACAAACCGCAAACCUCGCACUCCCUUCAGCACCACGCAGCUGCUGGCCCUGGAGAGGAAGUUUCACCAGAAGCAGUACCUGUCCAUCGCCGAGCGGGCCGAGUUCUCCUCCUCCCUGUUGCUGUCCGAGACCCAAGUCAAGAUCUGGUUCCAAAACCGGCGGGCUAAAGCCAAGAGGCUCCAGGAGGCUGAGGUGGAGAAACUCAAAAUAGCGGCCGGCGUUGGGCCCAAAGCCGUGUUCCAACCCGGCUUCCCGUCGCUGGGUUUCCCCCUCGGUCUCAACCUGCAUGCCGGAUCGGCGGCGCUGUACGGACUGGGCUGCUCAUACGGCCGCAGCCCCAUUCUGCCGGCUGUGCAUCUGGCCAUGUGGGCCUCGCAGGGCGGCCACGGCCUGUUCCAGCCUGUGCACAGGCACGCCGACGCGUUCAAAGCAGAAGGACACGGGUACGCCGUGAAGUCGUCCAGCGUAUCAGAGACUUCGUUAAGGACCGUAGGCGGACCCCAAGUUUUAUGAUCUCAAAAGGUCGGUCUUAAUUAAUAUCCCUUUCACAAUGCAGAAUCUUGAAGAUCCCUUUUUGGCUAUUUGUCUCUGCUGAUUCAGCUUGGAUGAGGAAAAAUGAAUAGAACAUAUCAGGCCACACGUAUGACUGUUGUCCUGAAUAGCAGAUUGCAUUUGUCCUAGCUUUUUAUUUGCCUUUCUCUUGUUGUAUUCCCAUGAUGAUUCCAGCAUUGAGAGUCAUCAAAAUGAAUCACUUGUUACCCUUGAUAAUGCAGGAAUAUUUUACAUCAUCCUCAUUUUAGGUUUAUAAGAGAGUGACCU
Messenger RNA from Pungitius pungitius (ninespine stickleback), 1225 nucleotides. RefSeq names its product homeobox protein MSX-2-like. Gene Ontology annotation, cellular component: nucleus. The transcript has 2 exons. Bases 128 to 919 code for a protein of 263 amino acids. The record is from RefSeq and is a predicted model, not a curated record. Lineage: Eukaryota; Metazoa; Chordata; Actinopteri; Perciformes; Gasterosteidae. Gene Ontology annotation, molecular function: RNA polymerase II transcription regulatory region sequence-specific DNA binding; DNA-binding transcription factor activity, RNA polymerase II-specific. Gene Ontology annotation, biological process: embryonic morphogenesis; regulation of transcription by RNA polymerase II.